Paramuricea clavata is the source of this 216-nucleotide messenger RNA. The record is from the annotation of a GenBank genome assembly. Lineage: Eukaryota; Metazoa; Cnidaria; Anthozoa; Malacalcyonacea; Plexauridae.
GAAGAUGAAAGGCAAUAUGGGAUUGACUGGGAUGGUCCUGUACCGAACAGUGAUGACAAUGACUAUUCUCAUGUUGAAGUCCCAAACACUGAAAUUGAAAUGACAGAAACUCAGAAAAUGCAUCUGAAUUCAUUAGUGCAACCCUUGGCAGACAGUGAUUGUUAUGGAAUUGAUUUAUACAUGCAAGUACGAAACUUCCUACUUAACCUGAAUUGA